AUCGAGACACUGUAAAUUAUCUUUUUUGUAUUCUUUGUUAGGAAAAACAAGUAAAUUUUUCCAUUCAUUUCGCUGUAAAUUUGCCAAAAUCGCCAUAAAAAGACGUCCCUCUCCUUUCCAAUUUACCCCCAAGUCUUUAACAAUUAAUUGUGACGAAACACAAAUAAAACAAGUUUGUGGCAAAAUGUCGAAUUGGCAAAAUGUCUAGUUGGCAAAAUGUCUAGUUGGUAAAGUGUCAAAAAUCAAAUUUUGUAUACUUUAAUUUAGAUUAAAUUAAAAUGGGUACAAGAGAAAGACGAUCAGGAUUGUUUGGACAUGCAAAAUAUUCAGACACAAUUAUUCGGAAUAUUCCAGAAUCUGUUCGGAAAGCUGUUAGGGAAGAUAUUGCUGCAAUUGUUGAUCCUUUAUUGGCAAAUACUAGAGCUAUUCCUGGAAGGAAACGUUCCCAUCGCGAUUUGACUAAUGGGGAGAAGGCGCAGCCUCAUCAAAAUGAGGCUCAAAACUAUCAAAAGUUGAGAGAAGAUAUUGUUGCUGUGAUAGAUCCGAUGAUGGCAAAUAAUACUCUUUCAACUCCUACAAUGAAAAGGCCGCACUUGGAGAAUGGAAAUAAUUUCAAUCAACAGCAAAAUCACAACUUUGCCAACACCAAAAAUUUAAAUCUCAAAAAAAUUGCCGCAAAAAUUCAAGACUCUCAUCCUACAAUAACUCUUCGUUCGGAUGAGCCUAGAACACUUUCUGAUGCAACUUUUUCUCUUGUUAAGAAUGCGCUGUCGAGUCCAUUUCGUACACUUUCUGAUCAAACAAUGCAUUUGGGAGAGACAAAAAAUGAGGACAAGGACAAAACUUUGCAAGAUAGUUUUCAAUAUUUGGAGGAAUCGCCGACAGCAGAUAUGGAGGUUUUCUUUGGAUUAUUAGGAGGGUCUUGA
This is a messenger RNA of Meloidogyne enterolobii, 926 nucleotides long. The record is from the annotation of a GenBank genome assembly. NCBI's taxonomy places the organism in Eukaryota, Metazoa, Nematoda, Chromadorea, Rhabditida, Meloidogynidae.